Spea bombifrons (plains spadefoot toad) is the source of this 2005-nucleotide messenger RNA. It is a transcript of the gene SEPSECS, whose product is annotated as Sep (O-phosphoserine) tRNA:Sec (selenocysteine) tRNA synthase. Gene Ontology annotation, biological process: selenocysteine incorporation; conversion of seryl-tRNAsec to selenocys-tRNAsec. The record is from RefSeq and is a predicted model, not a curated record. Gene Ontology annotation, molecular function: tRNA binding; O-phosphoseryl-tRNA(Sec) selenium transferase activity. The transcript is spliced from 10 exons. NCBI's taxonomy places the organism in Eukaryota, Metazoa, Chordata, Amphibia, Anura, Pelobatidae. Bases 57 to 1571 code for a protein of 504 amino acids.
CAGCGCUGUGUCAUACACGGUGUGGUGCAUUCGUCGGCUGUAACGUGGUGACUGUCAUGAACGGGGAGAGUUUGCGGGCCGGCGAGAAGCUGGUGUCCCCAGCCUAUAUCCGGCAGGGUAAAGAGGCUCGGCGUAGUCACGAGCAGCUUAUACGGCUUCUCUUAGAAAAAGGGAAGUGUCCACCAGAUGCCUGGGAUGAGAGCACCAUUGAACUGUUCCUGCAGGAGCUCGCAGUCAUGGAUAGCAAUAAUUUCCUUGGCAAUUGUGGUGUUGGUGAGCGCGAAGGAAGAGUUGCGUCUGGUAUGGUUUCCCGUCGUCACUAUCGGCUUAUCCAUGGAAUAGGAAGGUCAGGAGAUAUUUCUGCUGUCCAGCCGAAGGCCGCAGGCUCGAGUCUUCUGAACAAACUUACAAACUCCGUCAUGCUGGAUAUUCUAAAAAUGGCCGGUGUACAGUCCGUAACCAGCUGCUUUGUGGUUCCCAUGGCAACUGGGAUGAGCUUAACCCUCUGCUUUCUGACGUUACGGCAUAAGAGACCAAAGGCUAAAUACAUUAUCUGGCCCAGAAUAGACCAGAAAUCUUGUUUUAAAUCCAUGAUCACAGCAGGUUUUGAGCCAGUAGUGAUCGAGAAUGUGUUGGAAGGAGAUGAGUUACGCACAGACCUGGAGGCCAUAGAAUCAAAAAUCCAGGAACUGGGAGCUGAAAAUAUUCUGUGUAUUCAUUCUACAACUUCAUGCUUUGCUCCUCGGGUGCCUGACAGGCUGGAGGAACUGGCAGUCAUCUGUGCCAAGCACAGCAUCCCGCACAUUGUCAAUAAUGCUUACGGUGUGCAGUCCUCAAAGUGCAUGCAUCUUAUCCAGCAGGGUGCUCGUGUUGGAAGGAUUGAUGCUUUUGUUCAAAGCCUGGACAAGAAUUUCAUGGUUCCAGUAGGUGGAGCUGUUAUUGCUGGUUUUAAUGAUGCAUUUCUUCAAGAAAUCAGCAAAAUGUACCCAGGAAGAGCAUCUGCCUCUCCAUCCUUGGAUGUCCUCAUAACGCUGCUUUCACUUGGUGCAAAGGGAUAUAAAGAUCUCUUGAAAGAAAGAAAGGAAACGUAUACUUACCUUUCUAAUGAACUGAAGAAAUUGGCUAAAAGGAACAAUGAACGAUUACUGGAAACACCACACAAUCCAAUCUCAUUAGCUUUGUCUUUAGGCAAUCUGAGCGCUCAGAGCGGUGCUGCCGUCACACAGCUUGGAUCAAUGCUCUUUACGAGACAAGUUUCUGGCGCGAGGGUGGUUCCCCUUGGGACAUCACAGACCAUUAAUGGGUACGUCUUUAAGGGUUUUAUGUCUCACAGUAAUAACUACCCCUGUGCUUAUCUCAAUGCUGCAUCAGCCAUUGGCAUUAAAAAGCAGGAUGUUGACCUGUUCAUUAAAAGACUUGACAAGUGCCUUAAACUCUGCGCAGAAAAAGCUUCAGCAGUGGAAGAACCUGGAUGUACUCAACAAACCAAAGGCGAUGAUGUCUCGGAAUUGGCUCAAGACCUUGGAGACCACUUACAAGUGGAGGCUGUGGAAGGAGACCUAUUUACUUGAUACAUGGAAGAGAUUGUGGAGUACUUUCUAUUGGAACUGCAAUGCAGUUGAUCAGUAUACAUGCUCAUAAUGAACAAUUAUAUAUAAUAUAUAUGUAAUUUUAGAAUAUGUCCUUUUUGUUUGCAUCACAUUUAUCUGCACAUAAACAUGUUUCUAAAAAUCACCUUCUAGCCUAAGUAUAUAUUACCUUAGCAUCCCAGAGGAGUAAUGAUUUUGCUAAUAAACAAACUUAGAGUAUAAUUUGCAUCAUGGCUUUGCAGCAGCAGCAGGUCAAUUUUGAGCAAGUGCCUUUUUUUUUUUGCAAAUUAUUAAUAAAUUUAAAUUUAAUGUUGGUGGCUCAAUUUCUUAUUUCUUUUGUUAUUAGGAAAUGGCUUACUAAUCUGAUACCCAGAUCAAGUAGCACAUAUGUGAGAAUCCUCCUCGUAUCAAAAAAA